AUGGACUCAGCACCUCCCGUCCUUGAUCGGUCGUCUGCCCUCUCGCCAUUAUGUCUGCCCCAGUUGCGUACUACAACGUCGAGGUCGUUCAAUUCUGGCGAGGGCAGCAAACGACGGGACGGCUAUCCCCUUCACUGGGCGAUCUACGUUCCGACCGGUCGUGGGAUCGACAAUACAUACCAAAAUUUGGAAAACACGGACACCUUCACCAUCGACUUCAGGCGCAACCAGCCACACAAUCCCGGUGCCUGGCGCGGAAGCCUGACCGUCGGAAGAGUGGCCGUGAACCACCUCGCAAGUGUCGCCGUCACGCACCAUGAUCAUAGGUGGAACUGUCAGAACUGGGUGGGGGAUGGUCUCCGGUAUCUCAGCCAGCAACACUGUCACAUCACUGGCGAGACGCAGACCUCCCUUCAGACGAAAAUGUGGGCCCUACUUGAGGCUUGGGAAUGCGGUGACAUUUAG
Suillus paluster is the source of this 465-nucleotide messenger RNA. RefSeq lists its product as uncharacterized. The transcript is spliced from 2 exons. The record is from RefSeq and is a predicted model, not a curated record. The coding region runs from base 1 to 465 and encodes 154 amino acids. Lineage: Eukaryota; Fungi; Basidiomycota; Agaricomycetes; Boletales; Suillaceae.